AUGUCUGAGCAUUUACGCAACAAAAUCCUCGUUCUUGGUCGCCGCGGUGUGGGAAAGCUUUCUCUUGUAAAAAGAAUUCUGGAAUCAACUUCGCAAGAGUUUCGAGCUCAUGAACUAGAUAAUCAUUCUGGUCUAAAGGUUCCAUGGAAUAUUGCAACAAGAUAUUACGUGGCGGACGUUCAUUUUUGGAUUGAGGAAACCGAUGAUGUUAAUCAACAAAUCCUCAAUGAAUAUAUGGACGAAGAGAACGGUAUUGGGCGUGUAGUAGAUGCAAUAAUCUUUGUCUUUCAAAAAGAUAAGCCUACAAGUUUUGACGAUAUAAAGAUGUUUCUGCCGUUUUCCCAGAAAUAUGAGCCUUCGAUACUGCUUACUGUUGGUUCUGGCACUUCUGUGCUUGAUCCUGAAGAGAACGUGUAUAAUUCUUGGUGUUUGAGUAAUGGAUUUGAGUUCAUUGAUUUGGAAGUAAGUCCAUCAGUUUCUGAUGAGUCUGCUGGAUUGAUGCGGAUACUUGAAGCCUUACAAUCUCACGUUUGGGAUGGAUUUCAAAGAAUACAACAGAAUGAAAUAAGAGACAACGAGGCGUAUUUGGAUUCUAACGCUGAGAGAGAUUCAAGACGUUUUGUCCAAGAUAUGAAUCCAUUAUUAUUUAAUCAGAAUGUUGAUGAAAACAUCGAAUUAUUUGGAGAUGUCCUUCCAACCGAAGCUGAGCUUGGCUUAAUACGUGAGCAACUCUUUGGAGAUCUUGAUGAUGAUGAUGGCUUGGACAGAGUCCUUACGCGGUUGCACAGUUUGAGAGAACGAGGGCAGUCUCUUCCUGAUGAUGAACGAAGAAGGUUAGCAGCAAGUGUAGCUUGGUCUUUUGGAAUGCAGUUCGGUGGUUUGAG
This is a messenger RNA of Paraglomus brasilianum, 884 nucleotides long. The record is from the annotation of a GenBank genome assembly. NCBI's taxonomy places the organism in Eukaryota, Fungi, Glomeromycota, Glomeromycetes, Paraglomerales, Paraglomeraceae.